Messenger RNA from Mirounga angustirostris (Northern elephant seal), 2679 nucleotides. RefSeq names its product prolyl 4-hydroxylase subunit alpha 2 (gene P4HA2). The coding region runs from base 310 to 1662 and encodes 450 amino acids. Gene Ontology annotation, biological process: peptidyl-proline hydroxylation to 4-hydroxy-L-proline. The transcript has 12 exons. Gene Ontology annotation, molecular function: protein binding; L-ascorbic acid binding; procollagen-proline 4-dioxygenase activity. Gene Ontology annotation, cellular component: endoplasmic reticulum. The record is from RefSeq and is a predicted model, not a curated record. NCBI's taxonomy places the organism in Eukaryota, Metazoa, Chordata, Mammalia, Carnivora, Phocidae.
GGGGACGUGGCAACAGCUCAAGCGGGCGGGGCCCGGCCGUGGUGGGAGGCGGAGCCGCCCGGGGAGGAGGCGCCGAGCGGGCCGGGCGCCGCCGCGGGAGGUUGUGGAGACGCCGGGAGAGGCGCGUGUCCAGCUGCGCAGACCUGUGGUAACUAGUUAACUAAUUCAACAAACGGACCCUUCUGUGUGUCAGAAACUGCAAGGAGUUGCUAGCCCAGGGAGGCAGACGGACUGAACACUGGGAAAGUCCAGGUCCAGAACAGUGUGUGGCUGUCACUGAAUGCCUUGCAGACACUGCUCUCUGUGACCAUGAAACGCUGGCUGUCCACAUUGCUAGUGGCCUGGUUUGGUGUCCUGGGCUAUGUGCAGGCUGAAGUCUUCACUUCUAUUGGGCACAUGACCGACUUAAUUUAUGCGGAGAAGGACCUGGUGCAAUCUCUGAAGGAGUAUAUCCUUGUGGAGGAAGCCAAGCUCUCCAAGAUUAAGAGCUGGGCCAACAAAAUGGAAGCCUUGACCAGCAAGUCAGCUGCUGACCCCGAAGGUUACCUGGCCCACCCCGUGAAUGCUUAUAAACUGGUGAAGCGGCUGAACACAGAUUGGCCUGCGCUGGAGGACCUUGUCCUGCAGGACUCAGCUGCAGGUUUUAUUGCCAACCUGUCUGUGCAGCGGCAGUUCUUCCCCACUGACGAAGACGAAAUGGGAGCCGCCAAGGCCCUGAUGAGACUUCAGGACACAUACAAGCUGGACCCAGACACGAUUUCUAAAGGACAACUUCCAGGAACCAAGUACCAGGCCAUGCUGAGUGUGGAUGACUGUUUUGGGAUGGGCCGCUCUGCCUACAACGAAGGUGACUAUUACCACACAGUCCUGUGGAUGGAGCAGGUGCUGAAGCAGCUCGAUGCUGGGGAGGAGGCCACCAUAGCCAAGGCUGAGGUGCUGGACUACCUGAGCUACGCUGUCUUCCAGCUGGGUGACCUGCACCGUGCCCUGGAGCUCACCCGCCGCCUGCUUUCUCUUGACCCAAGCCAUGAACGAGCUGGAGGGAAUCUGCGGUACUUUGAACGGUUGUUGGAGGAAGAAAGAGAAAAAAUGUUAUCAAAUCAGACAGAAGUUGGACUAGCCACACAGGAAAGCAUCUAUGAGAGGCCUGUGGACUACCUGCCUGAGAGGGACAUCUAUGAGAGCCUCUGUCGUGGGGAGGGUGUCAAACUGACUCCCCGGAGGCAGAAGAGGCUUUUCUGUAGGUACCACCAUGGCAACAGAUCGCCGCAGCUCCUCAUUGCCCCCUUCAAAGAGGAGGAUGAGUGGGACAGCCCACACAUCGUCAGGUACUACGAUGUCAUGUCUGAUGAGGAAAUUGAGAGGAUCAAGGAGAUCGCGAAACCCAAACUUGCACGAGCCACUGUUCGUGAUCCCAAGACAGGCGUCCUCACUGUUGCCAGCUACAGGGUUUCCAAAAGCUCAUGGCUGGAGGAGGACGAUGACCCUGUUGUGGCUCGAGUGAAUCUUCGGAUGCAGCACAUCACAGGGCUCACAGUAAAGACUGCAGAACUGCUGCAGGUCUCCAUUAUUGCCAGUUUUGCAGAAUCUCACAUCGGACUGUUGGAAUCGCCAAAAAAGGAUAUGCAAAAAAAUACCAACUUCCUGAACACCGAUAGCUGAGGCCCAGAGGUUUUUAGGGUUUCAGUACAAUACAGUGCCAAAUGUUCCCAGAUGGACAUUGGUGGUACCACUUGAUCUAUCAGCUUCCAUUAUCAGAUACUGUACUUCGUCUUGAACUCUGUCUCUCAUUCUGUCCACUGAGGCUAGAAUAACUGUUUGUGACUUAAGACUUACAUUGUGCGGGCGCCUGGGUGGCUCAGUUGGUUAAGACUUACAUUGUGCUGAUAAACUGUUCAGUCAGGCGUUUACAGCUUAUAAAUCCAGUUACUGACGUCUGGUAGUUGCGGAAGCCAAGAUGGCUCCGGUCAUGCUCCAGGCCCAGGCUCCCACCAGGGACGCUGAGGCGGUCAUCGGCUGCCCAGGUCCUGUUGUUUCACUUGGAUGCAGAACUGACCGUACAGGGAACCACUGUGAGAGGGAGUGGGAUCUGUUCCCUCUGCUCCCUUUGACCAGGAACAGCAACCAGGGCGCAGUGACCUGGGGCAGGAGCAGCGUCAGGUCCUCAGGAGCUCCCAAACUAGUAUAAGAACAACGUUCCUGUCUUGAGUUUCUUGUUGGAUUUCCUCUGGAUUACCUUCCUGUUAUCUUGCAAACACACAGGGCCCCGGCCAGGGCCUGCCUCAAUGGAAGGCGCUCUCUUCUGCCCUCUGAGUGUCCCUGAAGGGCUGGAGCUUCUCCGCCAUGGCCCUCUGCAGGUUGCCCAUUUUGUUGUGUUUGGGAAACCCCGUUUAUGCUGCGGCCAGACUCUUGGACACAGCCGUGGAUACAUUUGAUGUGUUCGGUGUCCCAGUGCUGGCAGGGCGUAGUUAUCAUCCACCUUCGAGAGGGUGCACUUGGGGGUUCUGGUUAUUAAGGAAUGCAGGUUGUUUUGGUUGUUGUGGGGAGACAGUAUCCCUGGGGAGAUGGGCUGCUUCAGGACUGUUCAUGCUGCUGACAAAGUCCAAUGCUGUUCUUUCCCACCAGGUUGCUAAUUAUGGAAUGGGAGGACAGUACGAGCCACAUUUUGACUUCUCUAGG